Molecule: messenger RNA, 544 nt
Organism: Aphidius gifuensis
Lineage: Eukaryota; Metazoa; Arthropoda; Insecta; Hymenoptera; Braconidae
Exons: 3
Coding region: 57-419 (120 amino acids)
Biological process (GO): mitochondrial electron transport, cytochrome c to oxygen
Source: RefSeq, a predicted model, not a curated record
UGAUAUUUUGGUAAAUUGCGCAAGAAGCUAAGGCAACAAAUAACAAUCAAGGCAAAAUGCCAUCCCACCAGUUUGAUAAAUUUACUGGACGUUUAAAAAAUUCGACAAAUUUUCAACCACUUUCUCCAAUUGCACCGGUACCUCUGCAACAAGCAGAACCACCAAAAAUGAUUUGGGAUUCAAUAAAAACUAAACCAGCUACAAUUUUAUCUGGUCCACAAGCAGCUAACAUGUCAACUUGUUGUCCAAGAGUUCUUGCAAAUCAGAAAAAAUUCCAGCCACCAAAUUACAUGGAAAAAGAAGUAUGGAAGAUGGGUGGACGUAAAGACAAGGUUCUUUUUGGCAUUACAUGUGCAUUGAUGCUUUAUGGAUUCGUUGAUGCUGGUGAAUUUGUUUGGAGACGUAUGUGGAUUAAAUAAAUCAAUAAUUUAUAUUAAAACAACAAUUACACUCUGUUGAAUUGUAGAGUCAAUGUGAAUUAUUAUUAAUGAAUUAUAGAGAUUGGAAAUAUUUAAAAAUCAAUAAAUAAAUUUGAUCAGUCUAA